ACUUCUCUCCUCUCCGCCCCGGAAGUUCCUUCCGACGUUUCCGAGAAGGCCGCGUGUAGAAUCCGCGUGGUGAAUCCGCCUGUGGCAGUUCCGAGAGCUGGAGUAGACCCUGUGCUCUUGCCAGCGUCAUGGGGCGGCACGGGAAGAGCCAACACCAGAAGCGUGCACGCGCGGCGGCCCAGCUCCGCGCGCAGGAGGCGUACGCGUCCGCUCCACAUUCUUUCGUGUUCGCACGUGGUCCCGCCGGCCCCGGAGUCCGCCAGCUCAGCCUGGACGUGCGGCGGGUCAUGGAGCCCUACACGGCCAGCUCCCUACAGGUACGACGGCGGAAUUCCCUUAAGGAUUGUGUAGCUGUGGCUGGCCCUCUUGGCGUCUCCCAUUUCCUCAUCUUUAGCAAAACAGAGAAGAAUGUGACAUUUAGGCUGAUACGACUUCCGGGGGGCCCUACUCUUACCUUUGGGGUCACCAAGUACUCCCUGGUACGGGACGUCGUCUCCUCCCUGCGUCGCCACCGGAUGCAUGAACAGCAGUUCUCACACCCCCCCCUCCUGGUGCUCAAUGGCUUUGGCCCCCAUGGACUUCACGUGAAGCUCACCGCAUCGGUAUUCCAGAACAUGUUUCCAUCCAUCAAUGUACACAAGGUGAACCUGAACUGUGUGAAGCGCUGCCUCCUCCUCAGCUACGACCCUGACUCCCAAGAGCUCCAGUUCAGACACUACAGUUUGAAGGUUGUUCCUGUGGGGGCCAGUCGGGGGAUGAAGAAGCUUCUACAGGAGAAGUUCCCAAACAUGAGCCGCUUGGAGGACGUCAGUGAGCUGCUGGCCACGGGUGCAGGGCUGUCCGAAAGUGAGGCAGAGCCAGACGGGGAGCACAAUGUGACCGAGCUGCCCCAGGCCUAUGCUGGUCGAGGGAACAUGAAGGCGGAGCAGAGCGCGGUGCGGCUUACUGAGAUUGGCCCCAGAAUGACCCUGCGGCUCAUCAAGAUCCAGGAGGGCGUAGGGGACGGAAAUGUCCUCUACCACAGCCUUGUGCACAAAUCUGAGGAGGAGCUGAGGGCCACUCUGGCCACCAGAGAGCAGAAACUCCUGCUGAAGGCUGAGCGCCGAGGCAAGCAAGAGCAGGACAUCAAACGGAAAAAGGAGCAGCGGGAGGCCCACCGGAAACGGAGUCUGGAGGGAAUGCAGCUGGUAAAGCCCCAAGCUAUGGACAAGGGAGAUGGGGACAGUGAUGCAGAGGACCCAGGCCAGCCAGCUGGAGCAGCCCUCGGGUCUGAGGAUGAGGAAGAUGAGGCAGAGUAUUUUCGCCAAGCAGUUGGUGAAGAGCCAGAUGAGGAUAUGUUCCCACAGGCAAAACGGAGACGACCCAACAAGUCCCCUGGACAGCCAGACCAGAAAAUAAGAAGGGGCAGAGGGCAGCAUCCAAAGGGGAACACCUGCUUGCCAGGGAUCUUGGUGAGGGUUACCAGCACCCUGAACCACUACCAGCACUACCUGUGGCCUGUGCUAAUGGUCGAGUUCCUCGUGGCCGUGGCGGGUAAUGGCCUGGUCCUGUAUCGGUUCAGUUCACAAGAGCAGCGCCCAUGGCAUCCAGCCAUCAUCUUCUCAGCUCAGCUGGCCGUCAGUGACUUUCUCUAUGCUCUCACCCUGCCCCCCCUGGUUUUCUAUUUCUAUCCCCCAAAACACUGGAGUUUUGGGGAGGCUGCCUGUCUGCUAGAGCGCUUCCUCUUUAACUGUAACCUCUACAGUGGCAUUUUCUUCAUCACUUGCAUAAGCCUCAACCGAUAUAUAGGCAUUGUGCACCCUUUCUUUGCCCAUGGCCAUGUGCGACCCAAGCAUGCCUGGGCAAUCAGCUUGGUUGGUUGGGGCCUUGUGGCUGCCCUGGCAGCACCUACCCUCAAGUUCUCACACCUUGUCUUGCCUGAAAAUGGCACAGGGGCACAUUGCCAUGUGAAUCAGACCGAGUCCUGUACUAAAUGCCUGGGAACUGCUGAAAAUGAUCAUCUGCCUGCCUACUGGGUCUACAGCCUGGUGCUGGCAGUGCUAGGCUGUGGCCUACCCUUCCUGCUCACUCUCCUGGCCUAUAGUGCCAUUUGCCAGGCCAUCCUUACCAACCCCAAUAUAACAAGGCCAGAGAAACUUAAGGUGGGAAUGCUAGUAGUGGGUGGGGUAGUCCUCUAUGCUGUGUCCUACAUCCCAUAUCACAUCUUGCUUGUCCUCAACAUCCAGGCCCGUCGCCACUGGCUGGAACACUGCAGCAGUUUCUCAAAUGAGUUCCAGGCUAAAGCUGCUCUGGACAUUAGUUUGUACCUGGGCUACCAGGCAAGCAGGGUGCUUGUGCCUCUGGCCAUCUGCCUCCACCCAUUGCUCUAUACAGCUGUGGCCUCAAGCCUUCGAUGUUCAAGACUAUGUGGGGGACCCAAGGGUGGAGAAAUAUCCCUGAGGCAAAUAAGCUCUGCUAAAUCUUGACCACUGACAAGCUUUGACACAGCAUACUGUCAUUGGAUAUAUAGUUGUCCAAGACCAGCAUUGAGCUUGUGAUAAGGCAAUAUAUGAAGAUGUGAUGGGGUAAUGAGCAGACCGCUGUGCCAGACAAAUGGAAGAAUUGAGGCACCAAAGUUAGAAAGCUUAAGUGACCUUUGACUAUCUCACUCCAUUACUCUUUGCUAAAUGGGUCUCCCAGGCCUGGCUCUCCUUUCCAAUCCUUGCAGUUUGCCAACCUCAUGCUAUCAGAGAUGAUUCCCAUGAUCAAAAACUUCAUUGGCCCGUGCCUCUAAAAUGAGACACCAACUCUUUAGGAAAGCCCCCCAACUUUGACACCUAUUUCACCUUACUUCCUAAGCAUCUAGCUUCACCCACACUGGAGUGCUAACCAUUCCUUAAACUUCUAUUUCCCUGCAUUUGUUGGGCCUAGAACUCAGAUUUGCAAAUCCAAAUCCUUAGUUUCCCUCAUGGGCUCAGCUCAGGUGCCAUAUCCACUGGGUAUUUGGCCUUCUCAAUGACUUAUUGCCAACACCCACUCCCCGUCUUCCGCUUCCAGCUGAAAAUUUUCUUUUUCUUUUGCUUAUAUUACAUCCCCAAAUCUCCUAAGUUCAGGGAGGAUGACAGCUAUCACUCACCUCUUAUCUUUGAAUCCUGAGCUAACAGUAUUCUCAAAGACUGGUCAAAGACGAGGGGAAAGCUCAAUUUUUUGCAAAAUAUUGUACUCACAAAGAACUGGAAGGAAAGUGGACACCUAUCAACUGGGGAAUGGCUAAAGAAACUGCAGGACAUAGACAUAAUGGAGUCUUGUAACAAGCUGUACUGUGACAGAUAUGAAGAAUCCCAAGAACCAUAUAUAGCCCUCACAAGGACUUCAAAGAACUAACCCUCCAAUCCAACCUUAUUUCACAGAGGCCAACCCUGAGGCCGAAAGAGAGGAAACGACUCACUCAGUUACAAGGCAGAGCCAAAUAUGACUUAAGCAAGUGAAGAAGCAGAAUCAUUUACAAAAUUAUUUCAGUAAUUUUUAAGAAAAACUUCCUGCCUGGUCAAUACUACGACCCAUCCAUUCUCAGUGAAUUGGAUUAACUAUGCUUCCCUAAUUCUUGGCAGAGAGGACAACAGGCAUGGACCAAAACAUUACUUUUUGGUUAUGGACCAAUGUGGUGUUUUUGUUUUCACUUCUCUGUGGAAGAUUCUAUUAUGGGGAGAAUGAAAUAAAAUGACCACUUCAAGAAG
Molecule: messenger RNA, 3716 nt
Organism: Monodelphis domestica (gray short-tailed opossum)
Lineage: Eukaryota; Metazoa; Chordata; Mammalia; Didelphimorphia; Didelphidae
Source: RefSeq, a predicted model, not a curated record